GACUCUAUUUUCCAGUUGUAAAGAGGAAGGAAAGGAAGAGAAAAAAAUAAAAUCCCCAUUUUCAUUUCCGUUUUCUCUUCUUUUCAGAAAUCGAGAAAACAAAAAACCCUAUUUCUCCACUGCAAGAACUCGAAAUCGAGCGAUCCGAUGGCUCGAGUCGAAGAUCUCGAGGCGAAAACCUUCUCAAAUCCCUCCUUCCUCCCGUUCAUCUUCGUCUGAUCCUCGUUCUCCGUUCCGAUCCGAUCGGAGAAUCAGCGUCCCCAGAAAAAAACUGGUCUGAGCAGCUAACACAUUAAAGAAACCAUAUAGACUAUCCAACUAAGAGUAUAAGCUGUUAAUCUGUUCACGAAUGGCCGAGAGGGCUUGUGUGAAGCGCCUUCAAAAGGAAUAUAGAGCGCUAUGCAAGGAGCCAGUCCCUCACAUUGUGGCUCGUCCUUCACCAAAUGAUAUCCUAGAGUGGCAUUAUGUGCUGGAGGGAAGUGAAGGCACACCUUUUGCUGGUGGAUAUUACCACGGAAAAAUCAAGUUCCCUCCAGACUAUCCAUACAAACCCCCAGGAAUCAGCAUGAUCACUCCCAACGGACGGUUCGCCACACAAAAAAGGAUCUGCCUGUCUAUGAGCGAUUUUCAUCCAGAGACUUGGAACCCAAUGUGGUCUGUGGCAAGCAUACUUACAGGCCUUCUGUCAUUCAUGAUGGAUAACAGUCCAACCACCGGUAGCAUCUCAACUACAGUGGCUGACAAGCAACAUCUAGCUCAGAUGUCUCUCGCAUACAACUGUAAGAGUGCGAUCUUCAGAAAGAUGUUCCCAGAGUAUGUAAACAAGUACAACCAACAACAGGCUGCAGAGCAAAUGAACUCGGAGAGGUCAUCAUCGGGGAAGGAUGAUGGUGGAACCGCUACUGCACUGACUCUCAGAAAUGGGGGCAAAAAUGAAGUCCAAGGCAGAGGAGAGAUAAAGGCAAUUGAUGUGAGAAAUAGAAGAGGGUCAAAGAAAUACCCCUUCUGGCUGCUUGUGCUGCUAGCAUCCAUGUUUGGUUUGGUCAUGGCAUUGCCUCUGCUCCAGCCGUGAAUUCGUGCAAGGUCAGUAAACUUAAAUGGGAGCUUUUGAUGAGGGAUCAAUGUGGGAGUAUGUAUGGGGGAGGGAGUCAAUGUGGAAGGGAGAAGGGCAGAGAAGAGACAUUAUUUAAAGACAUUUUUACAUCCUCUUGCUUUUGCAUUGGGUGGGUAUUGGGUCUCCUCCAUUGAUGAACAACUUCAGAUAUCUUU
This is a messenger RNA of Magnolia sinica, 1269 nucleotides long. RefSeq names its product ubiquitin-conjugating enzyme E2 34-like. Lineage: Eukaryota; Viridiplantae; Streptophyta; Magnoliopsida; Magnoliales; Magnoliaceae. Bases 350 to 1072 code for a protein of 240 amino acids. The record is from RefSeq and is a predicted model, not a curated record. The transcript is spliced from 10 exons.